CUUCAGGCCUGACGUCAUUGUCGCCUGUGUUUUUUAUGAAUGAAGGAAUCCAACCUCAGAGAGCAGCGGAGUAAUUCCGGGAAAAGGCGGACUGACAUUUUGUCGCCAGAGUCGCUUCGACCUAGCAGAGUGUGUGUAUCUGUGUUGACUGGUGCCUGGGGAGACACUUUAGACAGUUGGACCAUGACGUCAGAAAGAAGUAGCAAAGCCCUGAAGGUGAAGCAGGAAUGUGGCGAGAAUGUGCCCAUGCUGUCGGACAGCGAACUCAUGUCCCUCUCAGUACGAGAGUUGAACCUUCACCUGCGUGGCCUCUCCCGUGAGGAAAUCCAGAAGCUAAAGCAGCGCCGUCGCACCUUAAAGAACAGAGGCUACGCCGCCAGCUGCCGGGUCAAACGUGUCUCACAGCGUGAGGCGCUGAGCAGCAGAAAAACAGAGCUGCAGAGGGAAGUGGACCUCGGAGCUGAGAACGCCGGCAUGAGGAAAGAGCUGGAGGGCCUCGGCGCUCGUCUCGCCGCCCUACAGAGGUUCGCCAUAGGCUUAGAAGCUGGAGGAGGCCACCUGCUCGCCACCGCCCCACGCCUCAACACCGCCUCCGUCAUCACCAUCGAGAGCCCACCACAGCCGCACCCACAGAGGGAACAGGAGCCAUCCUAG
Messenger RNA from Notolabrus celidotus (New Zealand spotty), 654 nucleotides. Its product is annotated as transcription factor MafF-like. The record is from RefSeq and is a predicted model, not a curated record. NCBI's taxonomy places the organism in Eukaryota, Metazoa, Chordata, Actinopteri, Labriformes, Labridae. Gene Ontology annotation, molecular function: RNA polymerase II cis-regulatory region sequence-specific DNA binding; DNA-binding transcription factor activity, RNA polymerase II-specific. Gene Ontology annotation, biological process: regulation of transcription by RNA polymerase II; regulation of epidermal cell differentiation. Gene Ontology annotation, cellular component: nucleus.